AUGGCCACUGUGGUUUUCAUAAGCGGUGUGAGUCGCGGCAUAGGGAACGGCUUCGCCAAAGCCUAUCUUUCAAGGCCCCAACACAUUGUUAUCGGUAGCAUCCGCGAAAGUGCCGCCUUGGCCCCAGGCGUUGAAGAACUGAAGGCUUUCCCAGCAGCGGAUGGGUCCAAGUUGCUGCUGGUCACAAUCGAAAGUACCUCACCGACUGACCCACAGAAGGCUUUGGAGGUGGUGAAGUCUGAAGGAAUCGAGCACUUGGACAUUGUCAUCGCGAAUGCCGGCGGGAGCCCACUUCCGACUACGCCACUGGAUAGAGUUACUGCCGAGGAGAUGACGAACACGUAUCAGGUCAACGCCAUAGGCCCUCUCAUGCUAUUCCAGGCAUGUCGUCCCCUUUUGCAAAAGGCUUCCGCGCCGAAAUGGGUGUCAAUAUCAACGGGAGGUGGCUCGAUCUCUCUCAUGGGAAAAAUCCGGUCUUGGGAUGGCACCUCCUAUGCCGCAGCGAAGGCUGCUUUAAAUUGGCUUACCCGUGCAAUCCAUUUCACGAAUGAAUGGCUCGUCGCCGUGGCGCUCAAUCCAGGGUUGGUCCAAACUGAACCUGGGAACUGGAUUGCCAAGGAGUGGGGAUUGGGGAAAGCUACAUAUACCGUCGAGGAGAGCGUUGAGGGUAUGAUGAAAAUAAUUGACGGAGCGACCCGAGAUGAAACGUCCGGUGAGUUCUUUAACUUGAAGAAUGAUAAGCUUCCUUGGUAA
Annulohypoxylon maeteangense is the source of this 753-nucleotide messenger RNA. Its product is annotated as NAD(P)-binding protein. Gene Ontology annotation, molecular function: oxidoreductase activity. Lineage: Eukaryota; Fungi; Ascomycota; Sordariomycetes; Xylariales; Hypoxylaceae. Bases 1 to 753 code for a protein of 250 amino acids. The transcript is spliced from 5 exons. The record is from RefSeq and is a predicted model, not a curated record.